This is a messenger RNA of Hyaloperonospora brassicae, 489 nucleotides long. The record is from the annotation of a GenBank genome assembly. NCBI's taxonomy places the organism in Eukaryota, Oomycota, Peronosporomycetes, Peronosporales, Peronosporaceae.
AUGGAGAACGACCCUGUGAUGUCACGUCCGGCCGACAUUUCGGCGCUGCAGUCGAACAUCAAGACGAAGGGCAAGAACAGCUACUACUACGCACACAAGCAGCGCGAGAACGUGGAGAUCCACGAGUGGGAUGGCAAAGCAGCGCCGCGUCUCCUCAAGACGCAGUCUUUGACGGUUCUCGAGCCAGCUGAAGUAACAGAAGCGGUUUCCAGCUUUGCGUGGGCAGACGGCAAGAAACGUGUGUCCGUGUACCUGAAACUGCCGGGUAUUGGCUCUCACUCGGAAGAAGAUACGCACAUUGACUGGACUGCGACGAGUUUGACGGUCAAGAUCAAGAACUUGGACGGCAAGACGCGCUUGUUUGUGGUGGCCAAGCUGUACGCCGAGAUCUCGGACGUCAAGACGAAGCGAUCGGAGGACCAGCUCGUGCUGCACCUCGUCAAGACCGAGCAGCUGAGCUGGGCCUCAUUGAAGAAGGACGCUGCGUAG